GUGGGACCAUGGCUGGGCCCACCCUAGCUCGGAGCGGGCCGGAGGUGCCUGGUUGCCGGCCCAACUGGCAUCUCACCAGCAGUGGUGUCGCCCACCACAUUAUCCCACCUGUUCCCUUUCCCCCGCCCACUGUGCAGUCCACGGUCGCGGAGCCCCUGCCCCCGGCCGCAAAGCAGGGUUUGCACAUCUGGGAUUUUGACGAGGUCAUCAGCAGAUGGGAGACCACCUCUGGCUCGGCUUCCGUGCCUAAGACCCACGGCGGGCCCUACGCACAGCCCAGGGCCCCAGAGCCUUCGGACCCCACGCGGACUUUGGGGAUCAAGGAUUUAGGAGAAAAGCUCAGAAGCCGUGGCUGGCGCCUCCCGCGGAUCACAGAGCACCAGUGCAGUGAGACGAGGGCGCAGUACACCGGCCAGCCCGGCCUGGACCUGCGCCCCACCUUCCACGUCGGGCCCCAGCCCCUGGAGCUUGCGGACCACCACCGCGGAGGCCCUUCUCAGGCUUUAAUCCCCUGGACAAAGAACCCCGAGCUGUCCGGCCAGCCUUUCACAGUAUCUGACCAGGGCGUCCUGGACCGCCAUCAGCUCUAUCUGACCACCUCGGCCAAGGACUUCCGGGCCUACCCUAAGAAGGAGUUGUCUGGAUAUCCCCGCAAGGACUCGCUGACCUACUGGAGCUUUCAGAAGACGCCUCGGGUCUGGGGCCAGGACCCACAGCGGCCGCCCUGUCCGCGCUCCUCUCGGCCGCCAGGGAUCCGCGUGCCCCACGUCCACCCGGCGACGCUAGCCGUGCCGCACCGUGGGGCGUUGUCUCUGGCUCACGAGUCCUACAGACGCCCGCUGCACCCACUCCUCCGGCUCGACCGUUUCUGCCCGCUGGAGCUGCCCUGGGGCGGCCCCCACCGGAAGCCGGUGCCGGGCAUCUACAGCGUGCCACGAGCCUACCGCACGGAGAACUCCAGCUACGGCAGCUUGAAGCCACGCCCAAUCUGAGCCGGCUGCGCCAGCCCCGCCCAGAACACGCCCCCGGGCGGGGCCGGAGCCGAGCCUGGAAGACCGCGGCCGGGGGCACACUGGGCGGGGCUAAGGCCGGGAAACCCGCCUAUCACGCCAGGAUCCGCCCACCAGGCGUGAGCGGGACGGAUCCCACACCGGACUAAGGAGGGUGACCGGGUCCGGGACGAAGAUGGGUGCUGAGGCUGGAAAAUAUACUUUGGGGCGGUGUGCUCACGGGCGGGACACGCCCUCUGCGACAGAGGGGGCAGAGUUUACCUUAGUCAAUGACAGAGUUAAAAUAGUC
Hyaena hyaena (striped hyena) is the source of this 1299-nucleotide messenger RNA. RefSeq lists its product as uncharacterized. Lineage: Eukaryota; Metazoa; Chordata; Mammalia; Carnivora; Hyaenidae. The coding region runs from base 9 to 992 and encodes 327 amino acids. The transcript is spliced from 5 exons. The record is from RefSeq and is a predicted model, not a curated record.